AUGCUCGCGCAAAAUCUCCUCCUGCUCAUCGCAGCCAACCUCGUGGCAUCCAUUCCCGCCCUCGAUAACUCCCCCAAGCCCAUCAACCUCGAGGCAACCGAGCUGCAGCGUCGGUCCGCCUGCGCAGUUGCCGGCGUGGUCAACGGCCAGUGUGGCCGCUACUACCGCGGCACCGGCUGCAAUGACAUGAUCAAUGCCAUUGACCCCGGCAGAUGCAGCGGCACCUGCUACUCCUCGGGCGAUGCCAUCGCCAGCAUCAAAGCGUCCGGUGACGGCACCUACGGCACAAACUGCCAGGUCUUUUACGACUCCAACUGCCAGAACCCCAUCGGCCAGACCGGAAACACCAUCACUGGGGGAGGAAAGUGCUAUACGCCGUCUGACGGUCGCACCGGUCAUAGCAUGCUUUGCUGGUACCGCUGCUGA
Messenger RNA from Podospora anserina S mat+, 426 nucleotides. RefSeq lists its product as uncharacterized. The record is from RefSeq and is a predicted model, not a curated record. The transcript is spliced from 2 exons. NCBI's taxonomy places the organism in Eukaryota, Fungi, Ascomycota, Sordariomycetes, Sordariales, Podosporaceae. Bases 1 to 426 code for a protein of 141 amino acids.